AUGUGUUUUCCUUACCAGCAAUUUCAUCUAUCUAUCUAUCUAUCUAUCUAUCUAUCUAUCUAUCUAUCUAUCUAUCUAUCUAUCAAGUUCUUUUGUCAAAUCAAUCUAACUAUCGAGUUCUUUUGUCAAAUCUAUCUAUCUAUCUAUCUAUUUUACUUAACCCUACAGCCAACGUUGUCCACGCAGUUCGCAGAGAGAAUUUUCGUAUUCGAAGCGUUAAUUCUCUCUGCGAACUACCCCAUACCUGAUCGAGUGGCUGUAACCCUUGAUGGUGAAGCUUGUGGAACAGGUCGAAAGCUUCAAAUAUCUUGGCGCCAAUUUUACAGCCACUGGUCAAGCGAAGGACGAAAUCACCACCUUGAUUUUCACCUUAUCUAUCUUGUCUUUCCUAAACAUCUUUUUCUCCUUCCCACGAAUUUCCUUCUUCCGAUUCUCGCCAUUUCAUCUUUUUCCUUCUUCACUCCUUUUCCUCCUUUCGCCAUUGUUAUUUUUGUAUCUCUUAUUUUCUCACUUUGUUUUUUUCUUUUUCUUCUCCUCCUUCUUCCCUUUUCACUUAUUUCCUCCCACCACUUCCUUCUUUCCUUUAAUCUUUAUAUUAAUAUUUCUUUCUCUCUGUGUCAAUCCAUCAAUAUUUUUAUCUAUCUAUCUAUCUAUCUAUCUAUCUAUCUAUCUAUCUAUCUAUCUAUCUAUCUAUCUAUCUAUCUAUCUAUCUGUCUGUGUAUGUCAAUCAUUUUAAAUCUAUCUAUCUAUCUAUCUAUCUAUCUAUCUAUCUAUCUAUCUAUCUAUCUAUCUCUAGAUAUUAAUGUUUCUUUCUUUCGAUAUCUAUCUAUCUAUCUAUCUAUCUAUCUAUCUAUCUAUCUAUCCAAAUAUGUUUAUAUCUAUCUACUAAACUUGCUUUAG
Molecule: messenger RNA, 900 nt
Organism: Acanthosepion pharaonis
Lineage: Eukaryota; Metazoa; Mollusca; Cephalopoda; Sepiida; Sepiidae
Source: the annotation of a GenBank genome assembly